AUGACACACAAUAUUGUACACGUCAGCGACGACACUUUCUCUGAUGAAGUCUUAAAUGCCGAAGGUCCGGUGUUGAUCGACUAUUGGGCCGAAUGGUGCGGACCCUGCAAGAUGAUCGCGCCGAUUCUUGACGAGCUUGCGGCAGAAUAUGGUGACAAAUUGAAAAUCGCUAAGCUGAAUAUUGAUGAAAACCCCGCGACACCACCGAAAUACGGUAUCCGUGGAAUCCCGACGCUGAUGCUGUUCAAGGGCGGCAACGUCGAGGCAACCAAAGUUGGUGCUGUAUCCAAAUCUCAGCUUUCUGAGUUCAUAGACAGCAACGUCUAG
This is a messenger RNA of Nerophis lumbriciformis (worm pipefish), 327 nucleotides long. NCBI's taxonomy places the organism in Eukaryota, Metazoa, Chordata, Actinopteri, Syngnathiformes, Syngnathidae. The record is from RefSeq and is a predicted model, not a curated record.